Molecule: messenger RNA, 1333 nt
Organism: Trichoderma asperellum CBS 433.97
Lineage: Eukaryota; Fungi; Ascomycota; Sordariomycetes; Hypocreales; Hypocreaceae
Molecular function (GO): 4-hydroxy-tetrahydrodipicolinate synthase activity
Source: RefSeq, a predicted model, not a curated record
GGCUUACUUCUUUGAGAGCAAAAACGCCUCCCCGCUGAGUGGAACACAGCCCCCCACCACUCCACAGCGCACGGAAAAGCAGAGAGGGGGGAUGAGGAUCAGGUGGGGAUGAUGUCUAUGAUCCGGGAGAAUGCAGCCCGAGUACCAUGGGCCGAUGAUGCCCCGGUAGGAGAGUUAUUUGAAGUGGGAAGACGCUGUUGAUGAUGAAAUGAGGGACAAUUUGAUGACUUGAAAUAUCUGGGCUCUCCUUGACAAAGGCGGCAAUUUGGUAUUUACUGUGAUCAUAUAGGAGAAUCUCACAUAUCCCAGCAAGCAAAGAUGGUCUCACAGACGGCACCGCCGCCGGGGGUCUUUGUCCCCGUCCCUACUUUCUUCAAGCCUGCUGCUGAUUCGAAUGAGCUCGCGGAACCUAGAGUCGAUAUCGAAACCCAGGUGGCUCACAGCGUAUUUCUCGCCAAAGCCGGUAUCACUGGACUGACCAUCCUCGGAUCAACGGGCGAGGCCAUCCAUCUCUCCCGGAAGGAAAGAUCCGACCUCGUUGCCGGUGUGCGGGCCGGGCUUAAAGAUGCUGGCUUUGACAAUUACCCGAUAAUGGCUGGGGUACUUACAAACGGCAUUUCUGAAACCCUCGACUGGUUGGAAGACUACGCAGCGGCCGGAGCUCAGUGGGGUUUGGUCCUGGCGCCUGGCUAUUUCGGAAAGGCUGUAAACCAAAGCAACCUUAUCGAAUGGUUUACGGCGGUCGCCGAUCGAAGCCCAUUGCCAAUUCUAAUAUACAACUAUCCGGGAGUUACAAAUGGGCUUAUCGCGGAGCCGGAUACAUACAGAGCGUUAGCUAAGCAUCCAAAAAUCGUCGGAUGCAAAAUGUCGCAUGGAGAUGUUUCUUACCAUGUCCAAGUAUCCCUUGACCCUCAAAUCGACCACAACAAUUUUCGUGUAUAUAGCGGCUUUGGGCAACAGCUGGGGCCGAUCGUUUUGUUUGGUGCCGCUGGUGUGAUCGACGGGUUGGCAGCAUUCUAUCCUAAGACUGUGGUCAGACUUAUGAAGCUUGCGAACCAGGGAUCUUUCCAGGAAGAUGUUUUACAAGAGAUUAGAAAACUGCAGUUCGCUGUUAGUCGCGCUGAGGAGUUUAUUGUUAGGUCUGGAAUCAUUGGCAUUCGAGAAGGCAUUAUUCGAAAAACUGGCCUGGGAGCAUUCGAGGGAGGUAGACUACCCCUGAAAGGCAGGCUACCUGAGGAAAAUUGGACCUCGUUGCAUCAGCUGUACUUAUCAGAUAUCGAACAGAUAGAGGCUACGUUGUAAAAUUAGAACCUUUGAUAGAAAAUCGAGCCAG